This is a messenger RNA of Sorghum bicolor (sorghum), 3110 nucleotides long. Its product is annotated as serrate RNA effector molecule. NCBI's taxonomy places the organism in Eukaryota, Viridiplantae, Streptophyta, Magnoliopsida, Poales, Poaceae. The coding region runs from base 188 to 2626 and encodes 812 amino acids. Gene Ontology annotation, cellular component: nuclear body. Gene Ontology annotation, biological process: primary miRNA processing; mRNA processing. The record is from RefSeq and is a predicted model, not a curated record. The transcript is spliced from 12 exons.
GAUGAAUGAUCGCCGCCGCUCUCCUCGCCUCCUUCCCUCCCUCCCGCUUCUUCCACCCUCUCCUCCCUUUCUCUCUCCUCCCUCCGUCCUCUAAACCCUAACCAAACCCCGCUCCGUGGCGUGCUCCCGAGUCCCCUGGCGCUUGGACGCCACCACCAGUCCACCACCUUCUACUCCCACUCCACCAAUGGAGCACGCGCUCUGCUCCCCCGCCGCCGCGCCCGGCGCGUCCCUCACCACUGCGGCGCCUCCGAAGGACCUCGCGCUGCUCCCUCCCCCACCCCCGCCCCCGCUGGGAUCGUUGCGUCCUCAGCGCCUCGAGGGCUUCGUCGCGCGGCCUGCCGAGAGGACGCGGCGGACGAGGGUUGGCAGCCCCGGCGCCGGUGGGGACCGCGGCCAUCAGCGCCGCUCGAUGCCGCCACUCCAUCUACCUCACCCACCCCCGCUCGGAUCGUCGCGCCCCGAGCUGGACGACGUGGUCCGCCUCCAGAGGGACCGCGACCGCGACCGCGACGCGCCGCGUCGAGGGAACGCAAGGAGGAGCGGCAGCAGCUCCGGAGCGGGAGGGGACCGGCGUCAGCGCCGCUCGACGACGCGGAGGUCACUGUCGCCGCCGCUCCCCGUACCUCCACCUCCCCCUCCCCUGCUCGGAUCAACGCGCCCCGAGCUAGCCGCUCUGGUCCGCCGCGAGAACGACCACGACGCGCCGCGUCGAGGGAGUGCAAGGAGGAGCGGCAGCCCCGGAGCGGUUGCGGACCGGCGCCCGCGCCGCUCGACGACGCGGAGGUCACCGUCGCCGCUGCUCCCGCUACCUCCACCUCCCACUCCCCCGCUUGGAUCAUCAUCGCGCCCCGAGGUGGCUGCCGUGGUCCGCGUCGACAGCGACCACGACGCGCGGCGUGGAGGGAGCAGGAAAAGGGGAAACGGCAGCCCCAGGAAGGGAGCGGAAGGAGGCCGCCGCCGGGAGAGGGGCUCCCCGCCACCGAGGUCGCCGUCGCCCGCGCCACGCAAACGGUCUCGCCGCGGGAGCCCCCGGAACGAGUGCGGGCGAAAUGAAGGCAGGGGCAACCAUGCCUGCAGUCGUUUUUGCUCUCCAGAUAGGCCUUAUUCAGGAUAUGGUGCUGCCACCAUUGGUCAAGAUACAACUGGAAGGUUAGGAUUAAUGACAUACAAACAAUUUAUCCAAGUUCUUGAGGAUGAUGUUUCACCAGCUCAAGCUGGAUGCAGGUACCAAGAAUACAGGACAGAAUACAUAAGUACUCAGAAACGUGCUUAUUUUGAUCUCAAUAAGAAUGAAGAUUGGCUGAAAGACAUGUACCACCCAACAAAAUUGUUAUCAGUUAUCAGAAGGAGGAAUGAUUUUUGCAAGACUGUAGCGAGGAAUUUGAUCCUUGACCUGCGGAAUGGAACUUUGGACCUUGGUCCUGGAGUGACUGCUCAUGCAGCAAUUAAAUCAGGAAAAGGCAACGAUGGAAGAUCUCAGGAUAAUGCAGAUUAUGGUGAAAAGAAAAGAAAACAUGGAAGAGGCCCCCAGAAAGAGAUCGAACCGCUUUCAGCUGCUCCUAAAGCUCAUCCAAUCAGUUCACAGCAUCGAAGGAUUCACACCGACAUACACCGAACUCUUGCUUUGGUGAAAAAACUUGAUUCAGAGAAGGGUAUUAUGGAAAACAUUCUGUUAACUGGUGAUCAUGGCAAGUCAAAUGUUGAUAAAUCAUGUGGUAGGUCCAAAACGCCUGUAGCUAUUAUCCGGGGUUUCAAUACUGUUAAGGGCCUUGAAGGUGUUGAGCUCCUAGACACUCUCCUUACUUAUCUGUGGCGUGUCCAUGGUGUUGAUUACUAUGGCAUGUCUGAGAUGAAACAUGCAAAAGGUUUUCGCCAUGUGAGAGCUGAAAACAAGAGCGACAGUAUGGCUGAAUACAUCAGUGCUGCUGAUUGGGAGAAGAAACUGGAUUCCUUUUGGGAAGAAAGACUGAUGAAUGGUGAGGAUCCCCUGGUUGUAUUGACUGCGAUGGACAAAAUUGAAGCAGCACUUGUUGAAGUUCUAGAGCGUUAUGUCAGAAAAAUGCGGGAUGAGAAUUGUAUCUGGAAGUAUUUUUGUGGAGCCAAGGGAUGCGAAAAACUUUUUCAUGCUCCUGAGUAUGUUCACAAGCAUCUGAACCUCAAGCAUCCUGAUUUGGUCUCUACUUUGGCAUCAAGAGUUGAAAAUGAUAUAUAUUUCCAGAAUUACAUGAAUGAUCCAGAUGCUCCAGGAGGAAAACCAUUUAUGCAGCAAACGGUACCUGAUAGAAUGAGACAAAGACUGGAUGAACAGAUGUUUGAUGCUUCUGGUGUAUGGGGUUCACAUGCUCCACUUCUCCCCAUGUGUGCACAUUCACUAGUACUAAUACCUGUGCCUGGUGCUGGCCCAUAUGGUCCAUUUGUUCCUGCACCUCCAGAGAUAGCCAUGCAGAUGAUUCAGAAAGGACUUGCAGGACCAGAUUCUGCUCAAAACAGGAAGCCUUCGGUGCUGGGACCAAUGCUGCCCAUGUACCCAUCAUUUCCGCUUGGUAGUGGCAUUUACAGGAGUUAUGAAGACCUUGACGCUCCUAUGGAAGAAGUCUCCCCUCUUGACUUUAGAAGUUUGUAGAGAAUUUCCCGUUCCCCUUGCUAAUUGUCCUGAUAAGCAGAGCUAGUUCACACGGAUAGAAAAGGCAUUACUUACAUGAGGGCAGGUUACAUAGUAAUACUGAGGCAUGAAAAAUAGGAAAGUUUUUUAUGUGCUAUCAUGUUCUAUAGGCUGUAGCACGUCCUCCGCUCAUAUAUGGAACUUUAGAUAGCAAAUACUUCUGCAAAGGUUUACGGUUGUGUGGUUCACUCCUGUGUUCACUCAGUUAAGUGAAACAGAAGAACAUGGUUCAGACUGCUUGCAGUUUCUGCUGGACGUCUGAGGGAAAAGUUUCUUUUUUUGACCCGACAUGAUAAAUAUGAAAAAGGGAUGCUCAGAAGAGUUAAGAGUAUUAGAUGUACACUCAGUCUGUUAUGGUUCGGCUGUGAAUGGUGUUUCCUAAGGGAGGCUAAUAAUUAUUUUAUUCUGGCAUGGCACGAUUAUGCCUAAUGUAAUCGAAUUGGUA